AUGUCUUGCGAAGGAAGAGGCGAGGAAGCUUGGAUCAGUGAUAGGGAUAGAUCUUGGUACAACAUAUUCUUAAUGGCCAUGUUGAAUUCAUUGCCAACGACCAAGGAAACCGUAUUAGACUUCGAGAGGCUCAUUGGUGAGGCUGCUAAGAAUCAGGCGGCUGUUAAUCCUGAGAGGACUGUCUUCAAUGUCAAGAGAUUGAUCAGGAUUAAAUUCGACGACAAGGAUGUUCAGAAGGACAUGAAACUUGAGUCUUACAAGAUUGUGAACAAGGUUGUGAACAAAUCAAUAGUUCUGAUGGAAAGAGGUGAAACAAGUGAAGAAAAUGCAGCAAAGACGUCAAAGAAGCCGGAGCAACUGGAAAAAACAGGGAAGAGGAUUGGGGAGCUGUUGUUGUCCCAUGGCUUUGCCGUCAAAGCCGGUGUUCGCGAUGUGGAGAAAACAAAAACAUCUUUCAAAGAUGACCCGUCUCUUCAAGCAGACGUGACAGAAGGUCCUGAGAAGCUGGCUGAAGUUAUAGGUGAUGAUUAUCAAGCUGUGAUUUGUGCUACUGGGUUUUGUCCCGGGUUUGAUCUCUUCGAUCCUUGGAAGACUGAUAAUUUCGGGAUGGUGAAUCUGGUGGAUAUGUGCCGUAAACAAGGAGUUGAUAGGUUUGUUCUUAUAAGCUCAAUCUUGGUGAAUGGGGCUGCGAUGGGACAGAUUCUGAACCCAGCUUACAUCUUUCUCAACGUCUUUGGACUAACUCUGGUCGCAAAGCUUCAAGCCGAGAAGUAUAUCAAAAGAUCCAGCACUAACUAUACUAUAGUAAGGCCCCAUGAUCUUAAAAACGAUGCUCCGGCAGGAAACGUAGUCGUGGAGCCAGAGAUGCAGUUCUAA
Thlaspi arvense is the source of this 876-nucleotide messenger RNA. Lineage: Eukaryota; Viridiplantae; Streptophyta; Magnoliopsida; Brassicales; Brassicaceae. The record is from the annotation of a GenBank genome assembly.